Molecule: messenger RNA, 1374 nt
Organism: Colletotrichum destructivum
Lineage: Eukaryota; Fungi; Ascomycota; Sordariomycetes; Glomerellales; Glomerellaceae
Exons: 1
Coding region: 1-1371 (456 amino acids)
Source: RefSeq, a predicted model, not a curated record
AUGAUCCAGUUUCAUUCGGUUUUCUUGUCACGCCGGCAAACAGAGCCUCACAGCUCCGAAAGCCUUAACUUUGCUGAUAUGAACCCGCAGCUCCCAGAUCCCAACUACGCCACUGAGACAGAGUUUCGGUGGCCUUGGUGGAAGUUCCGCUUACCUCCUGAGCACCUGUUUACCUCGCUUCACGACCGCUUCAACACUAAACCAAGCGCCAUUCAAGAUCCUUGGGCAUUCCACCGCGAUGUUGUCGAGUGCGCCAACGAUGCAGCCACCGUGGAUGAGUUCUACAAACAUCUUGCUACGCGGAAAGAUCAGCGUAUCAACGAGAUGAACGACGCAUGGGACGAGAUAAGCUGUCUGCUUGGAGGGACAUCAGCGAUAUGGUCUUGCCCCUGCCUUGGAGGGCAUGAGCAAGAUGACAAUUCGGCAAACAACUGCUCGGCAUCCCGAUGGAGUGCAUUCCUGCGUCUUUGUCAGAGCAUGUCUUUUGAUCAUCUGGUGAUGUUCUUCAAUGAAUAUGCCAGCGACGAGCGCAAGCGCCAGAACACGGAGCAGGAAGAGUCAAGGAGAAGGCUUAAGAGUUUGUGGCCACCCCGGAAACAUGCUUCACGGAACGAACCCGCCGACAAUGCAAAGCUACUGGAGCUCGCAAGCGGUGCAGAGGCCGAUCCAGAGCCCAGCGCCGAACCACGAAAUACAAAAGCCCACCCGAUCAAACUCGACACCGCAAAACCGCACCCUGCACCGAACGAUACACAGACGAACCUGCCUUCACCUUUGUCUGCGUCUUCAAGUCCGGUACAAACCUUUCAGAAGACGAGGAAAAGGAGGAGGAGCACCAGCGAAGCAAGUGAUAUGGCAGGUGAGAGUCAUGUGUCUUCUAAGAUGGACACCCCCUUGGGUAUCUGUUCGGUGACAUCUUCAUCAAGCCUCCUGCAAGGAGAGCGGGGGAUCACCGGGGAGACUGAUCAGAGAAUGUGCAAUAAUGUGCAAAUCAGCAGUGACCCAAGCUGCACCGGCAAAGUAGGACGCCAUCCGUCAAACCAAGGAGCCAGCUUCUCCGUCUCUCCGGAAUCUAGCCCCGACGAGACUGCCCCAACAAGAAACAUGGUCGACCAAGACGCCGACCCUGGCCGACAGCGACUUUCCACUGCAGUUCUCAAAAGUCCGCCUACGCAUAGCGACCCAUCCCUACUGCCGCCGGCGUCACCUUUCAGUGCUCUUCACGAAGAGAGUUUCCCGACAUCUCCAUCGGCAUCUACACCUCCUUCUCUCCCUUCGGCAAAGCGGGAAAGUCGCAGCAACGAGGUAGGCGCGAGCGACUAUGGUUCUCCACAGCACACGGGGAAGAAACGGCGACUCUUGCAGGGCUGAGCC